AUCAUUGUUCCCCAACAGAUAAUUCCUUUGAAAGAAUGGAAAUAGUUUGGUUAUUUGCUCCUCUCUCUAUUUCCCUAUUGUUUGUAGUCUUUAAACUUGUGUCCUCUAGACGAAAACAGUAUAACCUCCCACCAAGUCCAUCACUUAAACUUCCUAUAAUAGGACAUCUCUAUAUUCUGAAACAACAUAUGCAUCGCACCCUUGAAAAUCUUUCUGAAAAAUAUGGGCCUAUUUUCUCUCUUCAAUUUGGGAAGCGUCUUGUCGUGGUGGUGUCAUCUCUAUCGGCGGUGAAGGAAUGCUUCACCAAGAAUGACAUCACGCUUGCCAACCGCCCUCCUUUAAUGAUCGGAGGAUACAAUUGCACGACAAUCAUUGAUUCCUGUUAUGGCGAUCAUUGGCGCAAUCUUCGCCGUAUUUGUGCACGGGAAAUCCUAUCCUCUAGUAGUCUCAACGAGUCUCAAACAAUUCGACAGCGUCAAAUCAACCUUCUUGUGCACAGGUUGUUCCAAAAUUGCCAGGAUUUUGGUACCAUUGUGGAACUUAAGUCCAAGUUUACUGAAUUAUCCUUCAACGUCAUCAUGAGAAUGGUUUGUGGAAGCCAAUUCUUCAAUCAAGAUAAAGACGAUAAUAAGGCAGCAUAUUUUCGUGAGCUUAUAGGGGAAUUUUUCAGCAAUGGCAAUGCAUCAAAUGUGGAUGAUUUUUUGCCUUCACCAUUUUCUUGGAUAUAUAAGCAUACUGAGAAAAAUACGCUCAAGCAACUUGGCCGCAAAAUGGAUGAAUUUUUGCAAGGUUUAAUUGAUGAAUAUCGCGGUCUGACCGACCAAAAUAAUAUGAUUGAUCGUUUGCUUUCUUUGCAAGAAUCACGACCCGACUACUAUACUGACGAUAUCAUUAAAGGAAUUAUAAUGGUUAUAGUGAUUGGUGGAACAGAUACCACGGCAGUGACUAUAGAAUGGGCAAUGGCGUUUUUGCUCAACCAUCCAAAAGUGUUGAAUAAAGCAAGAAUUGAAAUAAACAAUCAUGUUGGUGGUGAUCGUUUAGUUAAUGAGGCUGAUUUGCCUAAUUUGAAAUAUCUUCAGUGUAUCAUUUCGGAAACUUUCCGAUUAUGUCCAGCAGCACCAAUGUUAAUACCCCACCAAUCAGCUGAGGAUACGGCAAUAGGGGGUUUCGACAUUCCACGUGGGACAAUCCUAUUGGUGAAUGCUUGGGCCGUCCAUAGGGAUCCAUUAGUUUGGGCUGACCCGGAAAGUUUUAGACCAGAGAGAUUUGAAGGUAUCGAAGUGAAACCGUGGGAGCUACUGCCUUUUGGAAUGGGAAGGAGAGCAUGCCCAGGUGCUGGACUUGCUCAAUGUGUGAUUGGCUUAGCUUUAGGAGCUUUAAUUCAAUGUUUCGAGUGGCAAAGAGUUGGCCAAGAAGUGGAUUUGACUGAAGGGAAUGGUCUCACCCAUGCAAAAGCUGAGCCACUCACAGCAAGGUGCAUGGCCCGUCUCAAUAUUAACUGUUCUUUAAUUUCUGAAAUUGCUAACACCUAAAAUGGUUGUAAUUCGAUCCAUCGUUUCUUAAGGUGUUGUUCUAUACAAUAUAGUGUUGUAUUUUCUUAAGGUGUUGUUCUGUACAAUAUAGUAUUGUAUUAUAAUGUAUUAAAUAACAUAUGAAUAAAAAUUGCAUCAAUUUCUAUAGCUUAA
Capsicum annuum is the source of this 1685-nucleotide messenger RNA. Its product is annotated as cytochrome P450 81Q32. NCBI's taxonomy places the organism in Eukaryota, Viridiplantae, Streptophyta, Magnoliopsida, Solanales, Solanaceae. The record is from RefSeq and is a predicted model, not a curated record. The transcript has 2 exons. Gene Ontology annotation, molecular function: oxidoreductase activity, acting on paired donors, with incorporation or reduction of molecular oxygen; monooxygenase activity; heme binding. Bases 36 to 1532 code for a protein of 498 amino acids.